AUGGUGUUGCGUGACUGCACGCACCUCACACCAGCGUGGUUCACGCUCGUUUGCGCAGGAAGUACACGCGGGGCCUGGCGUGAGGGCCUGUCCUCUAUCGCGCAUCACGGCGUUUACGGUGACGGAUACGUGGUGUACAAGAGCCAGCAUGGGCAGAACUUCGUACGGUUCCCAGAGGGCUGGCUGAGCACUGGCCUGACCGCGCAGUUCACGUCGAAUCCGGGGCGGAAAGUGGUCAACGAACCAGAUGUUGUCACAGCCAUCGGUCGCCUCCUCCGGACCAGGGGGAACGGCGAGAGUCUUGCGCACUGGUCGGGCAUCUAUCCAACGUUUGAGGGCAACUUGCACCGCUUGAUCGACUUUAUGUGGCGUAACGUCUCCGCCCUCGAGGGACCGCACGACGGCGCAAUCAUGAAUCACCGCUUCGCCGGCCCAGGAACGCUCGUGCUCGGGUUCCUCCCUACGACGCGCAUAUGA
Molecule: messenger RNA, 477 nt
Organism: Cutaneotrichosporon cavernicola
Lineage: Eukaryota; Fungi; Basidiomycota; Tremellomycetes; Trichosporonales; Trichosporonaceae
Exons: 3
Coding region: 1-477 (158 amino acids)
Source: RefSeq, a predicted model, not a curated record